This is a messenger RNA of Electrophorus electricus (electric eel), 1491 nucleotides long. RefSeq names its product amino acid transporter heavy chain SLC3A2. The record is from RefSeq and is a predicted model, not a curated record. Gene Ontology annotation, biological process: L-leucine import across plasma membrane; phenylalanine transport; carbohydrate metabolic process. Gene Ontology annotation, cellular component: basolateral plasma membrane; apical plasma membrane. Gene Ontology annotation, molecular function: aromatic amino acid transmembrane transporter activity; L-leucine transmembrane transporter activity; L-alanine transmembrane transporter activity. NCBI's taxonomy places the organism in Eukaryota, Metazoa, Chordata, Actinopteri, Gymnotiformes, Gymnotidae.
AUGCCUUUGAAGGUGGACGGUGACCCAGGGUACGAUAUCGCGACAGACCAUCUGACAGCAUCUGAGACGCUGCCUCUCAUCGUGCCAGACACCGAACCUCAUCAGUGCAUCUGGAAACCCAUGACCAGGGAGGAGCUGGCAUCUGCCGCAGGAGGUCCAGGCUGGAAGAAGCUCCGCUCUGGGAUGGUCCUGUUCUUCUGGCUGGGGUGGCUGGCCAUGCUCGGGGCGGCUGUGGUUGGGAUCGUCCGGAGCCCCCGGCCUGGAGCUUCGGCUCGGCGCUGGUGGCAGACGGAGGUGUUCUAUCGUCUACAGCCAUCUCUGCUCCUGGAUAUAGAGAACACAGGGUCAGGGGCUCUACACAAGGUGUCUGGCAGGCUCCCCUACCUCAGGUCCCUGGGCAUUGGGGUCUUGAUCUUGGAAGGGUUGUUCAGGCACGAUGUCACGCCACUCAACCUGACUGAGAUAGACCAGAACCUUGGCACUCUGGUCCAGUUCCACCAGCUCAUCACAGACAGUCACAACACAGGUGUAAGAGUGAUUCUGGAUCUCUGUGGGCUUAAUCUAUUCAACAGGACAGAGUUCAGUAACCAAACGGAUGCAUUUGUUUAUGUUCAGAACUCGGUUAGAUACUGGCUUGAACAAGGGGUGUCUGGAUUUGAAAUCUGCGACCCGGACCCAGGCUAUUCUCAGAAGACGUGGAGAGAGUGUCCAGAGCUGGCUGAGGCGUGUAGCACUGAGGACGAUGACUGGAUUGUGAUGCUGAGGCAGACUGGGGCCUCCUCUCCAGGGUUCAGUGUGCUGGAGACACGUCCCAACACCUCCCUGGUGCAAGUGCUGCUCUCUGAGCCUCUGGUUCCCAUCUCCACUCAUCCGUUACCCGCUGCUGAACUCGCCAAAGUGACGGAAACCAGGCUGAGGAGGCUGCAGACGAACUGGCUAAGCUGGACCGUGGAUUGGGCAGGAGUAGGGGACCUGAAGGAAGUCAUCAUGGUUCUGAUGAUGACACUUCCUGGCACUGCCAUUAUCACAUGUGGUGAUGAGAUAAGUCCAACCGCGAAUGCUUCUGUAUACCUGUCUGAAGAUGACAAGACAAACAGAGAUUCAAGACAAAAAGAGAAUCAGAGAAGAUGGCGAGCACUCUUCAGGUCGCUGAGCCGCACACGCACGCAUGAAGAGGCCCUUCUCUUCGGCAAUCUCACCUUUCUCCCCGUCAACAGCCCGGCAGUCGGCUCCGCCUCCGCUAACUCCACAGCCAUCCGUCCUCUGGCCUACCUGCGCUCAUGGGCAUGCGCUCACUUCCUGGUGAUGUUGCAUUUUGGCUCGGAGCCUGUCUCUCUGGACCCAGACUGGGCUCCCAGCCUACCAGAAAGAGGGGUGUUUGUAACUAGCACAGGCCUGGAUCGCUUUGGUUCUGUAUCCCUUCGGUCCAUAAAUCUCCAGCCGCAUGAAGCCGUUGUCAUUAAAUUGUAUGAGGCAGACAAUCAAGCCUAA